Messenger RNA from Auanema sp. JU1783, 873 nucleotides. NCBI's taxonomy places the organism in Eukaryota, Metazoa, Nematoda, Chromadorea, Rhabditida, Rhabditidae. The record is from the annotation of a GenBank genome assembly.
AUGCCAAGAUCUGACAGAGGUUUACGUCGCAGUUACUUUUUGCGUCAGAUUGUUGAAGGAGAUGUAACAGUUCCGUACCAAGGAACACAUGACUCUGGAAAUCUCUCAUCUCUUGAACAGAAAGCUGAAUUCUAUCCUGUGAAUUACUAUGAACGUGAACGAGUUCGUGAUUUUACUCGGAGCCCUCGACGCGUAGCUACAGCUACUACAGUUCGAUCCUCGUCUCCUGAGGUUCUAAAAUCAUCUAAGCGCAUAAGAUGGAAUGAGUCUGGUGACAGCAUUAGAACCUUCUCUCCGGAACGUUUGAGACCACACAGUGCUGACUAUGUAACGGAUGUGAAAACGCCUCCUAAACAACCAUCCGUUAAAAAGAGAAAGAAGGUCAAGAAACCUCGAAGUAAAAGCGAGGAAAAAGUAAAUGCUGAAAGGCAGAAAGAACAGAGAAGGCGUGAACUAAGUGCGGAACGUCGUCGUCGGGAGGAAACAAAACUUAAACAAGAAGCAGAGAGAAGACGCAGGGCUCAACAAGACAUUGAAGCGGCUAAACGUAGAGAAGCAGCCAAAAAGGAGUCGCGAGAAAACAGUAAACGAUUCAACCAGAAGAAAACGAAGUCCAAACCCACUGUUGUCAAAACAGUCAAACGAAGUAACAGCAUCGGAAAUCACAAAUACCAAACGAAUAGUAAACCCAAGCACUCAUCCAAUUCAACCGGAAUGCGCCGUGCCAAAUCCGUUGGGGAGAUCCGCUUCCAUGAGGCCAAAAGAACGAUGGCUCCAAAGAUGAAAAAGCCUCGAUGGAAUUAUGUGGGAGACCCAACAAGGAAGGCAUUCAACACGAAAGUUCAUCAUGUGGUUUCUGAUUUUUAUUUUUAA